CGGCUUUUUGCUCGUAGCGCAGUGCUAGAGGAGCGAUUGCGUUUAGCGUUGCCGAAUUUGUGCGCUGCCACAGUUGCAAGGGCGAGACCAGCGAUUGGGCGCCGACCUUUUAAGCCCAAGUGCCAAACUGCUGCACCAACCUCCAGAGCAGCCGUUGCCCGCGCGCGGCAUCAUUUGUGUGAUUACAACGCGAGAUGCCACCCCCAGCCCCGCAGCAGUUGGCCGCCGCCGCGACGGCAGCGCUCUUGGUCGCGAUGCUCCUGCACCGGCGCCGCCGAACAACAUCGACGCCGCCGCAGCACAUCAGGCCGCUGCCCGACUUCGCCACGUUACCGCGCGUCGGCUGGCGCUGGGAGCGCUGGAAGACCGCGGACGAGAACUGGCUGGACCUCGCAUAUCUCGUCGCGCGGGCGUCCGAGGCGAAGGACGGCCACAUGGGUUGCUGCAUCGUGCGCGACCCGCACGGCCGCGAGCCGUCCUUGAUAUCGACGACGAUCAACUGCGGCAUCUAUGGGAGGUACCGCUCGGACCUGCACGCGGAGGCGGCCGCGGUGUCGGACUGCGCGCGGCGCGGAGAAAAGCUCGAGGGCUGCACGUUGUAUGUCACGCGCGCGCCGUGCCCGCGGUGCCACUGCUUGAUCGCGGCGGCGGGCAUCAGGCGCGUCGUCGCCCCGACGGACCUUGAAACGGAAGCCUGCGUCGUGUCCGCGGAGGAGUUUGGCAUCGAGAUGGUCAAGCUGCGGGACGCGCCGCCGCGGAAGGCCUGGCGCGACGGCCUCGCGGAGAAACACCGAGAUAACGACGCGAUACUAGCGGCACGCCUCAUGCGCAAGAAGCUGAAGAAGGACAAGACCUUCGGCAAGAAGGUCACGGCGACGCCGCCGAAGCCGAAGUACCCUCCCGGCGAUUUCUCUCCAGGAGCUCGCGUCACGACGCCUCCGCGCGCCGGCGCCCCGUUGGCGGCGACGCCGGUGAGACCUCGGGCGCCGGACUAAUGUGUUUCUGGGAC
This is a messenger RNA of Pelagomonas calceolata, 1009 nucleotides long. The record is from the annotation of a GenBank genome assembly. Lineage: Eukaryota; Pelagophyceae; Pelagomonadales; Pelagomonadaceae.